CUUCUGUUUUUGUUAAGCUCCUUGCCACUCAUUUAAUGGCAAUACAGGAACAAAAGGACAGACCAAAGGGUAUUUCUCUUCUUACCCACAUUUUGUUUAUUCUUCACCUGCUUAUUGUUUGCUUCUUCAUCGAGCCGGUUUCAAGUGAUCAAGGUUGGGACGGUGUUGUUGUCAUAGCAGCUGAUUUCCAAGCACUUCAAGCUUUCAAGCAAGAGCUAAUUGAUUCCAAAGGGUUCUUGAAAAGCUGGAAUGAUUCCGGCUAUGGCGCUUGUUCCGGCGGUUGGGUUGGGAUCAAGUGUGCAAAGGGUCAAGUCAUUGUUAUUCAACUUCCAUGGAAAGGAUUUGGUGGAAGAAUCACUGAGAAAAUCGGUCAGCUUCAAGCUCUUCGUAAGCUUAGCCUCCACGAUAAUCUCAUCCAAGGCUCCAUCCCUCGAGCAUUAGGCAUUCUUCCUGAUCUUAGAGGUGUUCAACUCUUCAACAAUCGGCUUUCGGGUUCGAUCCCUGCUACAUUAGGCUCAUCCCUUUUUCUUCAAACUCUUGACCUUAGCAACAAUUCACUCACCGGUGUAAUCCCUGAGAGUCUUGCAAAUUCUACUAAGCUUUAUAGGCUCAAUUUGAGCUUCAAUUCGUUUUCGGGUUCAGUCCCGAUUAGUUUCACUCGUUCGAGUUCUCUUAUUUUCCUUGACCUCCAAUACAACAACCUUUCUGGUCCAAUCCCAGAUUCUUGGGGUCACCAGAAGCUUUCCAGGCUUAGAAAUUUAGACCUUUCUUAUAAUGCAAUCAAUGGAAGCUUGCCUGUUAGUCUCUCCAAUCUUUCUUCUCUUGUUGUUUUAAACCUCGAAAGCAAUGGCCUUGAAGACCAAAUCCCAGAAUCCAUUGUCAAUUUACAUAACCUUUCAGUUCUUGUUCUGAAGAGAAACAAAUUGAGAGGUCCAAUUCCAGCAUCUGUUGGGAACAUUUCCAGUUUGACUAAACUUGAUUUGUCUGAGAAUAAGUUCAUUGGUGAAAUCCCAUUUUCUCUUGCAAAUCUCAAAGGUCUUAAUUCUUUCAAUGUCUCGUAUAACAACUUAUCUGGUCCUGUUCCAGCUCCACUGUCCCAAAAGUUCAAUGGAAGCUCUUUUGUGGGGAAUAUUGAGUUAUGUGGGUAUAGUAGAUCACCUCCAUGCCCUUCUCCAGCACCUUUACAAAAUCUACCUUCUUCGCCGUCUGCGAAACCCAGACAUAAGAACAAAAAACUGAGCACCAAAGAUAUAAUCCUGAUUGCUGCUGGUGCACUUCUCAUAAUUCUUCUUGUUCUUUGUUUGAUUUUGUUGUGUUGCUUGAUUAGAAGAAGGGAUGCAUCGAAAGAAAAGGAUGGUCGAACAACGACCCGAGCUGCUUCUGCUUCGGCUGCAGCGGCAAGAGUUGAGAAGGGGACUCCGCCUUCAGCUGGUGAAGUCGAAGCAGGAGGAGAAACUGGUGGGAAACUAGUUCAUUUUGAUGGUCCCAUGGUGUUUGCUGCUGAUGAUCUUCUAUGUGCCACUGCUGAGAUUAUGGGGAAAAGUACUUAUGGGACUGUUUACAAGGCCACAUUAGAGGAUGGGAACCAGGUAGCAGUGAAGAGAUUAAGAGAAAAGAUUACCAAAGGCCAAAAGGAAUUUGAAAGCGAGGUCAAUCUACUAGGCCGAGUCCGGCACCCGAAUCUUCUUGCAUUGAGAGCUUAUUACUUGGGACCUAAGGGAGAAAAGCUUCUUGUUUUCGAUUACAUGCCUAAAGGCAGUCUUGCAACAUUCCUUCAUGCUCGAGGGCCUGAGACCCCGGUUGAUUGGCUGACAAGGAUGAGAAUAGCAAAGGGUGUUACAAGAGGGCUGGUGUACCUUCACACUCAAGAAAACAUCAUACAUGGGAACCUUACAUCAAGCAAUGUCUUACUGGAUGAGGAUACAAAUGCUAAAAUAGCUGAUUUCGGACUUUCUCGUCUAAUGACAGCUGCGGCAAACGCAAAUGUGAUUGCAACCGCGGGAGCAUUAGGUUACCGAGCACCGGAGCUUUCCAAGCUUAAGAAAGCCAACACAAAAACCGAUGCCUAUAGCCUUGGAGUUAUCAUCUUGGAACUCCUAACAGGGAAAUCCCCUGGAGAGGCAAUGAAUGGAGUGGAUUUGCCACAAUGGGUUGCCUCCAUAGUCAAAGAAGAGUGGACGAACGAAGUGUUUGAUCUCGAGUUAAUGAGGGAUGCAUCUUCCAUUGGUGAUGAGUUACUCAACACUUUGAAACUGGGUUUACAUUGUGUCGAUCCAUCGCCAUCGGCAAGACCCGAAUUUCAACAGGUUCUCCAACAGCUAGAAGAGAUUAGACCAGACACACCUGCUAGUUCUGUACCUUCUGGUGAUGAUGGAGCUGGUGUUCCUUCAACAAGCGAGUGACAAACAAGGGUUCAUGUAUUAGGCAUUAGAGAGAGUAUUUUUUAUUCUUUUAUUCUUACAAGAAUAUCUUUAGCUAUUAAUUUUGUGUGCCAAUCCAUGAGUCUUUCCAUUC
Molecule: messenger RNA, 2514 nt
Organism: Hibiscus syriacus
Lineage: Eukaryota; Viridiplantae; Streptophyta; Magnoliopsida; Malvales; Malvaceae
Product: probable leucine-rich repeat receptor-like protein kinase IMK3
Exons: 2
Coding region: 36-2402 (788 amino acids)
Biological process (GO): protein phosphorylation
Molecular function (GO): ATP binding; protein kinase activity; protein binding
Source: RefSeq, a predicted model, not a curated record